CAGAAAAGUCCCUUUUUCUUCCUCACUUUCACUUUCUGUUGAAGACUCCAAACGUUCCUCCUCACACAAGCAGUUAUAGAGAGACCGUAUCUGUUUUUGUGACAUUGAUCGGGAAUGGCAAACAUAAAGGUUUCACCGGCAGCCAUUGAAAAGGUAAAUGGAUUCCAAAACCAACUCUCCAAGGAAGCCGAUGAGCUGAUCUCAGUGGGAUUUCCUAAGAAGAUUGACGAGUUAGACAAACUUCUCAGUUCUCCAGAACUGAAUGUUUCUGAUUUGAAAACAUUAAAAGCUGAGCUGGAUAUACCUAUCCCAGACCCUGAGAAAGAAAAAGCAAAGGAGAAAGAGAAGAAAGAAAAAGAUGACAAAAAGAAAGAUGAUGAGGAGGAAAAAGGCCCUCCCUGUGGUCCAAUUUCUUGUAAUGAGAAAAUCACAAGUUUGCAAAGAAAGAUCAAGACUGAAAUCCAGCAAUUAAAGGAAAAUCUGAAUAUGGUUACGCUUUGGCUGCAGCUACAGAUUCCGCAGAUUGAGGACGGGAAUAACUUUGGAGUAGCGGUUCAGGAAAAAGUAUUUGAACUAAUGACUAGUGUAAGGACCAAGAUCGAUGCAUCUCAUACUCAGAUAUCGAAAUAUCUGUCUGAUCGAGGAGAUGCAGUGGCCAAAGCAGCAAAAAGUCCCCAUGUGGGUGAUUAUCGUGCUCUUGUUCAGCAACUGGAUGAAUCCCAAUACUCUGAGCUCCGGAUCACAGCUUUGGAAAUAAGGAACUUCUACGCUACACUAUGUGAUAUUAUUAUUAAGAAUUACAGCAAGAUUAAAAGACCUCGUGGAGACACCAAGAGACUCGUCUACUAAGCACAUUUCCUGUAGACUUACAUUUUUUUGGUAAAGAUAUAACAGUUUGAUUUUCUGAUUUAAAGGGGGUUUUCUGGGAUUUUAAUAUUGAUGGCCUUUCCUCAGGAUAGGUCAUCGAUCUCAAGCUGUCCCAUUCACUUCUAUGGGACAGCUCCUUCCUAUACAUUU
Molecule: messenger RNA, 1017 nt
Organism: Bufo bufo (common toad)
Lineage: Eukaryota; Metazoa; Chordata; Amphibia; Anura; Bufonidae
Gene: PSME1
Product: proteasome activator subunit 1
Exons: 11
Coding region: 115-849 (244 amino acids)
Biological process (GO): positive regulation of endopeptidase activity; regulation of G1/S transition of mitotic cell cycle; regulation of proteasomal protein catabolic process
Cellular component (GO): nucleoplasm; proteasome activator complex; cytoplasm
Molecular function (GO): endopeptidase activator activity
Source: RefSeq, a predicted model, not a curated record